Messenger RNA from Mercenaria mercenaria, 6138 nucleotides. RefSeq names its product muscle M-line assembly protein unc-89-like. Bases 170 to 1789 code for a protein of 539 amino acids. NCBI's taxonomy places the organism in Eukaryota, Metazoa, Mollusca, Bivalvia, Venerida, Veneridae. The transcript is spliced from 4 exons. The record is from RefSeq and is a predicted model, not a curated record.
CAAACCGGCAAAUUCCGGAAUACACCGUUAUGCAUUUGAUUGGCUUGACACGGACAAAGUCGGCAUAAAUCGGAAUUCACCGGGUGUAAACAAACAAAGGGCGGCUAUUUUCAUUUAGUUAUUCGAUAGGCAGAAGUAUAGGAUAGCAGUGACUGAACAUUUAGAAAAGAUGAGGUCACCAAGAAAGAAUUUGAAAGCAAGAUCAGCUGUAACAUCCAGGAAGUGUUCACCAGCUUCUCCAGUUUGGACAUCGGCCAAAGACGUGUUUAAGUCACCAAAAUCACCAUCACCUGUUCGAAGAGUUACUAGAAGGACCUCUGUAUAUCAGAGUAAAGUGUCAACCAAAGAUAGCUUCAAGAUGCCACUCCCAAAAAUUAUUUCACCUCCUGGAGUGAAAACACGUGCCAGACGUUCGUCAAUCUAUCAGAAGGGUGGUGGAAGGCUAAUUUCUCCCAAGAACACUCGUGCUCGCAGGGCCUCCAUGUAUAUUUCAUCAAAAUCUAAACCAGAACCUGUCAAUGUCUUCUCAAAAGUAUGGGCUACCCCAGUCAGACAACCAGACCCGGUUGUUGAAAAAACACCAGAAAAGCCUGAAAAGGUAAAAGGAGCAGAAAGCAGAUCUGCAUCUCCAAAGAAAAUUGGCAGGACACCAAGAGCUACAAACAAAUCAAUCAGCAAGGCAUCACCAAGCAAAACUGUAACUCCAAGGAGAUCAGUCACCCCAAAGAAGACAGUCAAGACACCAAAAUCAGUCAACAGGUCUAAGUUAUCUGAAAGUAAAGCACAAGCUUCAAAACAGUCUCCUUCUCCGAAGAAAACUAGAAGGACACCAAAGGCUGUUACAAAUGCUAUUGAAAUACCAGAAAGUAGAAACAAGUCACCAGAAAAAUUGGACAAGAAAAAGAGCAAAACGCCCAUGCCAUCUACUAAACAAUCUCCCACCAGGGCAAGCCCUAAACAACUGAGGAAAGGAGGGUUGUCAACACCUGGUCCAAAAUCUGCAAAGAAAUCUCCAAAAGCAAGAACAGGAAAGAAAUCGUCACCAGUCCAGAAGGAGACGGCCCUGACGAAGCCAGGACUUGUUACAUCAACACCAACAAAGUCAGUUGAGCAAAUAACAGGCAAGUCAUUUUACGCAACCCCAGGUGAGACACCAAUCCCAUCUCGGAGAACAGACGAGAUAUUUGUGUUUUCUGCAAUGCCUGUUAAAUCUGGAAAGAAAUCCUUGAAGAAGUCAGUACAUAUAACUCCAUCAGAAACACCACAAAAGAAGACACCUAAAACACCCAAACGAAUGCCAACACGUAAGACCCCAGCUGUUAAGCGAAACUGGCUUAAUGUCUCGGCAGAUUCAGAUGUCAGUUCUAUGAAAAGUCCUCCUGCAAAGAGAGUGAAAGCUACUCCGACAACAAGAACAGUAAAAUCUGUAAAAAGAGCAGCAAAGAAAGUCACAACAGUAGAUGAUCAGCCAAUCAAGGAGAGGUCUAAACUAUCCCCAGUUGAAAUGUCGUCGGUUUUGAGAUCAGUAACGGAAACAGAAAAGAGGAAAGCAUCCAAGUCACCUUCUCCUCGACAGACCAAGAGAGUCAAAGUUGAAGCCACAGACCUGCAAACUCCAAGAGUAAUCAAAACAGUGAAAAGAAGUUCACCCAAAAAUUUAGCUGAAAUUGUAAGCGUGAGUCAAAAUACAAAUAACAAUGGUGAAAAUGGUGAGAAAUCAGGGAACAUGUCUUUGCUUAAUGACACGAUUAACACAGACAGUAGGAGUGGCAGAUGUAUUAUCUUAUAACAUGGACAGUGUUAUAAUUCUGUUAAUAUAAUAGUUAACAGUUUUCUGUAAAGAAAUAUGUAAACUUAUAAUAUUUGGCAUUAUUGUUAUUUAUAUAAUUUGGUAAAUGUACAUAUUGUUAAGGAUGGGAUAUGUACAUAUCAUUAUGUAAAUAUGUAGCAGUUUGUGUAAGAUUAUUUUGUAGUGUUUAUACCUGAUUAUUUCUUCUACAAUGGUAUGAAAGUUACAUCUAAAAUGUUCAACAGACUACCAGAGAAACUUCUUGGUUAGAGGGCUUAAAAAAUUGUAUUGUUACAGUAAAAAUGUUUAAGAAUCAUACCUGUAUCUUUCAACAUCAAAAUGCCCAAUACCAGCAUUAAUUAUAAGUAGACAUAAAUAUAAUAACAAGAAAGUAACAGGUAAGAAUAUAUUAUGUUGUAAUACAAGGCAGCUAAUAUUUGUUGUAAUAAUUCCUAUAUUACGGUAUAACUUAGUGAUGCAGAUGCUCAAGUUGUUAACUAUGUAUAUUCAUUUUUUAGCUCAUCUGAUUUUUUGAAAAAAAAAGAUGAGUUAUUGUCAUCACUUGAGCGGUUGUCGGCGUCGGCGUCGGCGUCGGCGUUGCCUGGUUAAGUUUUAUGUUUAGGUCAGCUUUUCUCCUAAACUAUCAAAGCUAUUGCUUUGAAACUUGGAAUACUUGUUCACCAUCAUAAGCUGACCCUGUAUAGCAAGAAACAUAACUCCAUCUUGCUUUUUGCAAGAUUUAUGGCCCUUUUUGUACUUAGAAAAUAUCAGAUUUCUUGGUUAAGUUUUAUGUUUAGGUCAACUUUUCUCCUAAACUAUCAAAGCUAUUGCUUUGAAACUUGGAAUACUUGUUCACCAUCAUAAGCAGACCCUGUACAUCAAGAAACAUAACUCUAUCUUGCUUUUUGCAAGAUUUAUUGCCCCUUUUGGACUUAGAAAAUCAGUUUUCUUGGUUAAGUUUUAUGUUUAGGUCAGCUUUUAUCCUAAACUAUCAAAGCUAUUGCUUUAAAACUUGCAACACUUGUUCACCAUCAUAAGUUGACCCUGUAUAGCAAGAAACAUAACUCCGUCCUGCUUUUUGCAAGAUUUAUGGCCCCUUUUGGACUUAGAAAAUAUCAGAUUUCUUGGUUAAGUUUUAUGUUUAGGUCAACUUUUUCUCUUAAACUAUCAAAGCUAUUGCUUUGAAACUUGCAACACUUGUUCACCAUCAUAAGCUGACCCUGUACAGCAAGCAACAUAACUCCAUCCUGCUUUUUGCAAUAAUUAUUGCCCCUUUUGGACUUAGAAAAUCAUUUUCUUGGUUGAGUAUUAUGUUUAAGUCAAGUUUUCUCAUAAACUAUCAAAGCUAUUGCUUUAAAACUUGCAACAGUUUUUCACCAUCAUAAGUGGACACUGUACAUCAAGAAACAUAACUCUAUCCUGCUUUUUGCAAGAAUGAUGGCCCUUUUUAGACUUAGAAAAUCAUGGGUAGGACAAUAUUUCUAUUACACAAAAAAAAUCAGAUGAGCGUCAGCACCCGCAAGGCGGUGCUCUUGUUUGUUUUUCAUUUGAGAUUACUUAUAGGUCUUACAUUUACCCCUUGAUUCACACAUUUCAUGAAUUGCUUCCUUAUUGGCACUAGAAAUAUGAUAUAAAUCCUUCUAAAGGUCUCUGGGAAAUAGAAGAAGCCAGAAAAAAAACUCUAAAAAAAUUAUUUUCUCUUUGAGGUAUUUACUGUUUAAUAGGCUUACUAAGGUAUAUUCUGGAAGUUUUUUAGCAAUCUUGUAAUAGAAAAUACCUCAGUAUUAUUCAACAAUGCUAAAUGAUAUUUAUAAGAAUGAUGCAGAAUUUAGGGAAAAGGUAACAUGGAUGGCAUCAAGCAAUUCGCUGAAAAAAAAAUUGUUGCUCAGGUUCUGUGAAUUCAGAUGUUCUAUCUGAUUGUAUUGGAUUUUAAAUGCAAGAUUUUUCAACAUUUGUAGGAUGUUUCAGUCAGCCAUGUUUGUAUGAAACAUACUAAGCUAGCAUAUCUGUAUUGUGGGUGUUUCAUUGUUGAAACAGAAAAUUGAAUUACCUGUUUGUUGAUUUUUAAUCUCUGUUUCAUCAAAACUUAUAUCCAUGAAUAUGCCAGUUUUUGUGUGUGUGUUUGUAUACCGGUAUAGCUUUUUUGAAAGCAAUGCACUCAAGUUACCAAACACUGAUACUUUGCCUUCAAAAAGUUAGAGUUUAAUUUGAUUUGAGGCUUGCUGAUACUGCAAUUCAAAUCUGAAAAACUAGAAUAAGGGACUUUAUUAAGGGUGUUUUUAUGGGGCCGGAUGUGUUUGGGUAGUAGAGGGUAGGGGAGCAGCAUGUAUUUAAAGAGGACUGAGUGAAUGAAAUGGAGAUUCUCUUGUUAUCUGUUUGCAUACUUUUGUAUGAAGCCAGAUUACUUGCAUCUUACUUGUCAUCACACAGUUUAUGUUAUACUUUAAGAAUGGAAGGAUGUCAGAAUUUAGUUUUGAAGUUUAUAAGUUGUCUGCAAUAUUUUGUGUAUGUAAUUUUACUAGUUGGCUCCUUCUGUUGUUUUGUUUAUUUGUAAUGUAUAUUGUUUUGUGACAUUUUAUUUCCACUUUUAUUUUAUUUUACCAGUAACUUAGAUAUUACAAAGUAUUGUAAUAAAACAUCUUUCUGAGAGAUUUGGCUGACAGAUUUCCAUUUUAAGGUGUAGGUAAAACACCAAAAUAACAUCGUCAUGCAUAAAGUAAUCAUAUAAAUAAGUAGUUUCUACCAGUAGGUCCUAUUUCUUAAGAUUAUGUCAUUCUAUUAUAUAAUGUUUUAAAGGUCCAUUACUAAGGGAAAGUGAGUUGGCAAUUUUUUUCAUAGCCAGUGCAUAGACUUCUGCAAGACACUAAAUAAUGAAGAUUGGCAGGUCAAAAUUUACAGAAGGUCUUUGGAACUCAAAGAAAUGUAUGUGUAUUAUGUUGAAAUUUCAAUGAAUCGACAGAAUGACCCCCCAGGUCUUUUUAACGUUCUUCAUACUUCAUAGAAAAAUAAUUGUACAUAUACUGCAAUUUAUUUCGAAUUUCUACAUACGGUACCAACUUUCAUUUUCCAAUAAAAUGAAAUAGUUUCUGUGCUUUUUAAAAGAAAUUAAAAUGUCCACUUUCCUUAGUAUUGGACCUUUAAGUUUAAAGCAUAAAAUAAUCUUGCUUUUCUAUUUUAAUACUUUAUAGUUCAGAGAUUUGAUACAUGUUUAGUCACAUUAUUUUUUACAUUUUUUUAUGGUCAUUCUUAUUGAAUAUUACUGUAAUGAACUUUGGAAGCUGAUAACAUUGAUAAAAUGGCAUUAUGUUUUUACUUUAUAUAAUAUUUUGUUUAAAGAUCUCAAGUUUAAUUUUGUACUUUCAUAUUAUUUACAACUUCGGAUAUUAAAAUUUCCCUUUAUGCACUUAUUUUAACAAUUUAAUCAGUGUUGUUAAACUUUAAGGGAUAUAAGUUUUAUGUUCUCAAAUUUUACUGGAAACAAAAUCUUUAUUACAGUUUGAACCUUACUAGAGAUAUGUAAAACCUGCUGCUUGUAGGAUAUUUGAAAGAAGUUGGGUGUUGAAAAACAAAAAUAAAAUAAAUCAAUAAUCAGUCAAUUUAUUAUUUUUUGGCCUUUAUUUGGUGUAAGUUUUGUCUAUACUGGACUUGUAACGCAUUCAUCCUAGUGAGUAAUGGUACGUAAAUAUUAUAGUUUAGUGUUUCUAAAUGUUUUAUGUUUUUUGUUAUGCAGAUUGUAGAUUGUCAUAUUGCACUUCUCUGGCAUUCUUAACAGGUUUCAGUGGCCUGAAACUGUUUUUAGCUUAACUUUCCGAUGAAAAAGUAGAGCUAUUUUACUCGCUUCGGCAUUGGUGUAAGUUUUUUAUAGUCAAAUAUCUCUGUUACUAUCAAAGCUAUUCUCUUGGAACUUCAAACAUUUAUUUACUGUCAAAGAUUACACUAGGAGAAACAGUCCUCAUAACUGAUUUGAAUUUUGACAUGAGUUAUGCCCCCUUUUAACGUAGAAUUUUUUGGUUAAAGUUUUAUAAAGUUUUUACUGGCAAAGCUCUUAUUCAGAGUCAAGCAGUGAGAAAAGUUGAGGGUGCUGUCUUACAGACAACUCUUGUACAUAAAACAUGAUUGUAUUUUAAUAUAUACUUAUUUUAUGUUUUACCUUUUGUUCUUACACUUAUGUUGCCAUUUGUGUUCAUUUACUCAUAUUUUUGUUGUUAAUAUAUUUGCCUCUAUGAAUAUGAAAUUGUAGAUGAAACUGCGCAAGUUAUUAUAGUGUUUUUUUCACAUACUCUAACCAAGUACAGUUUAACUCUUAAACUACUGUCAAAUGUUAGUGAAAUAAAUAUAUACAGAGGCUA